UUUACGUAUUAUUCGUUUACGAAUUCGUCAUUCUUUUAAAAUCGUUAAUAGUGUUCAGAAGUACAUGCUCGUUCAAUUGUUACCGAUUGAUCAAUCGAUGGAACCUGCAGAUGACAAGAUGUCUAAGAAAAACAUUUUGUUCACUCGCUCAUCUGAAAAUGUCAUAAAGAAGAUGCAGCCUUUGUUGAGGAAGUUUGAAGGUGAUGAAGAACUCGUUAUUCAUGAAGUCAAAGAUGAGGCGGGUUCCAAUUUGGGUGACAACUAUACCUCUGUUAUGAUCAGAACAGUAGUCAUCGGAAAAUAUGGAAACGGAACUCCUUAUAAAAAAAGUUUUAUGACGAAGAUACUUCCCCAUUUCCGUCCUAUUGCCCAAUUCAUCAAUACUGAGGCUUUAUACGUCACCGAAGGAUACAUGUACGAAAAGAUCCUUCCUAUUAUCGCUGAUUAUGGUCCACGCUGCAUUUACGUCGACAAAGAUGAAAUUAUUAUGGAAGACUUGCGCGAAGAAGGGUACAUUAAUUGCAAAAGACAAGAUUAUCUUGAUUUGGAACAUACCUUGUUCAGGUAUCACCGAAUAUCUUUUUUUUUAUAUUUCUACAUUAAUUUUUUGUUAAUAAUUCUCACGUAUGUAUUCUUUCCACCGGAUAUAAUUAUACAUGUCUUCAACCGUUAUUCACAUGUUUUUUUUCUGUUUCAGACUUUAGCGAAGUGGCACGCGAAGUCUUUGUCGAUAAAAUUGAAGGAUCCCGAAAAUUUCGAAAAAUUGGCAAGUCCAUUGAAGGAAACCAUUUUCCCGGUAGAUAAUAAUUUCGCUGUUGGUAAGACCGUUGAAGGGGGUUUGAUUAGUGCGAUCGAUCAUUUGGAAUCAAUACAAUUUCAAACGGCAGAGUUAAAAAAGGCGAUCGAGUAUGUGAGAUCUCUCAGAAAUAAAUGUUACGAUAUGAUAGCAAAGUUGCUUUCCUUACCGAAAGAUAGGUAUUUUACUAUUUGUCAUGGGGAUACAUGGAUAAACAAUAUUCUUUACAAACACGAUAAGAACGGUCAAGUGUACGAUUUGAAAUUAGUUGAUUAUCAAAUAUCUCGGCAUAUGUCCGUUGCCAUUGAUUUUCAUUAUUUCAUUUACUCGAGCGUAAGAUCUUGCAUUAUUGAAGAUAAUUAUAAUAAUUUGAUAGAACUUUAUCACCGUACAUUCGUGGAAAAACUGAGAGAGUACGGCGUUUCCGAAGAAGAUCUUAAGAAUUUGACCAUGGAAUGGUUCAAGUCGGAAUUAAAAACAUUCAGUUUGUACGGAUUGAUCACUGGAUUCUGGUUGAUCCACGCAGUACUCGCUGAUGAGAAUAGCGUUAUAGAUAUGGAUAAAAUAACCGUCAACGAUAUAGAAAACAUGCACUUUUUUAGUACGGAAAUAAGCCCAAUCAAAGCCGAGAGAUUUAAAUCCAUAACUCUGCAUUAUCUUCGAAUGUAUAAACAAUAGAUGGAAUUUUUAUGAAAUAGGCAAAUGAAACAAUGUAUUGCGUAUCGCAGAUAUAGAUCAUGCGUGACUAAGUUUUAUACUUUUUAAUCUUGCCAAUUAAAUUUUAUUUGAAAAGAAGGGAUUAGAAUAAUGUAAUAGUACGGGUUAAGAGCAAAAUUAUUUUUGUAAUUUUAUAGUAUUAUAAACAUUAACAACAAAAAUGUUAAAAUCUAUUAUUCAGUUAUUGAAUAAUUGAAGGAAACAUAAAAUAAAAAAUCACAGUAUAAUACAAUUUA
This is a messenger RNA of Vespa velutina, 1749 nucleotides long. RefSeq lists its product as uncharacterized. The record is from RefSeq and is a predicted model, not a curated record. The transcript is spliced from 4 exons. Bases 65 to 1474 code for a protein of 469 amino acids. Lineage: Eukaryota; Metazoa; Arthropoda; Insecta; Hymenoptera; Vespidae.